AUUAUAUCAAUUUUGUAACUAUUUUAUGAUUAUUUUUGUAAUUCUUAAAAAUAUUUAUAAUAUUUGUGUCUAAGGCGAAUUAGUAUCAUAUUUUCGCGCCGAAACAGAAUAUAUACGAUAUAUAUAUAUGUGUGUGAUUUUGCCUAAAGACAGUACCAACAUAUCUAUAGUCUUUGUGGACGCAUAACCUACUGACUAUCCUAAAAGAUUUUAAAGAUAUUGUAAAACAGUAAUCAGUACAAUGUUCAAAUAUUCCAAUUUGAUCAGUAGAUGUGUGAAGAAUGUGCAGAAGUGUAAUUUACGUUCUCUUAGUUUUCGAAGCAUUAAAAAACUUAUUUCGAUAUAUUUUCGACAAACAGCCGAAACUGCAAAACCUCUUUAUGAUCACAUUUGUCAAGUUGGUAAUCCUAUUUUGCGACAGAAAGCGUCACCUGUCGACAUAGAAAAGAUACAUACGGUAGAAUUUCAAAAGGUACUCGAUCAUUUAUAUAAAAUAUUGAAACAAUCUGACACAGUAGGAUUAGCGGCCCCACAAAUCGGUUUAUCUUGGCAAAUAUUUGCUAUCGAAAUAACGGAAAGCUAUGUGAAAGAUAUUCAUCCAGUCGUACGAUCACAAUGUCAAAUUGAUCCUAUUCCGUUGACAUAUUUUAUUAAUCCAGAAAUGAAGAUAAUAAAUUCCGAAGAACUGAUAUUUUAUGAAACAUGCGGAAGCCUCAAAAAUUUUCACGCAGAAGUACCAAGACCGAAAGAAAUUCAGAUCAAAGCACUUGAUCGAUUUGGAAAACCAUUUUGUUGGGAAGCAGAUGGUUGGUUAGCUAGGGUCGCUCAUCACGAAAUGGAUCAUUUAAAAGGCUUAAUAUAUACUGAUAGAAUGUUUCCGCUUACAUUCGACUAUAUAGAUUGGGACGAAGAAAAUCGCACUAAUGUAAAAAAAGAUAUUGUAAGUUAAGUAUUCUGUAGAAUAGCUUUUCUAAGGUGUACACGAAUUUAUAUUAUUUGAUAUAAUCUGUUAGCAAGUUAAAUUGAAAUGUAGUAUGAAAAUGUAUAAAAUGUAUAAAAUAUUGAA
This is a messenger RNA of Bombus pascuorum, 1066 nucleotides long. Its product is annotated as peptide deformylase, mitochondrial-like. NCBI's taxonomy places the organism in Eukaryota, Metazoa, Arthropoda, Insecta, Hymenoptera, Apidae. The record is from RefSeq and is a predicted model, not a curated record. The transcript has 3 exons. Gene Ontology annotation, biological process: peptidyl-methionine modification; N-terminal protein amino acid modification. Bases 242 to 949 code for a protein of 235 amino acids. Gene Ontology annotation, molecular function: peptide deformylase activity. Gene Ontology annotation, cellular component: mitochondrion.